AUGUUCUCCGUUGAGUUUGUAAGUGGGAGGCCUCCCAUGAGUGCACCCUACUACGCGAUUGUCGUUCGAGAACCAUAUGUUGUUGGUCGCGCGAGCCUCUGCGAUAUUGUACUAAAUCAGCCUGACAUUGCGGCCCAACAUGUAUCCCUUUCUGUGAUGAGGCGGAGCAACGCCAAAAAGUUGAUUGAGAAACAAUCAAAGGAUGACGCAAAUGUAUCAAUAUGUGAAAGAAGUUUUCCAGAUCUUAUUAAUGGUGACGAUUGCGGUGCCUCAGGUGACAGCGCUAUCAUGAAGGCGUGUAAUAUGGGAUCUCUUGACAGCGUCGUCGACGGGAGUUUUCUGAACGACACAAAUAACUGUUGUGAGGGCAGGGAAACACAAUCUUCAUGUUGUGGACACAAUGCCCUCACCCACGACCACGGUGAAAAGAAAAGCACAGACACAAAGGUGGUAAAGGAGAGAAAUCCUCUCGUUGUGCUCGUUCGUAGGCUUCCUGAUGGUGGUCGCGUUGCAGUGGGAGCCACCGAAGUGACCGAUACGCAACCGCAUCUUGUUAUGGACGGUGGCCAGUUGUCACUUGGUGAUCGUGUGCGCCUCCGCUUCCGUUUCCGUCCACUCGUCGUAACGGUGUCACGCAGUAGCUUAAGUGGCAGGCAGGCGUGCGACCUCGAGUGCGCGUGCUACCGCCGUGGUGCAACUGUGGUCCCCGGGCUUACUCCAACACGUGAACUUGAUGUACCGCUUCCUGUUGGGCUGCUGCACUGCACGUCUGCCCUCACUCAUGACGACCCCGCGUGUAUUGCUGCACUUGCCUGUGGCUACACCGUGGUGGAACCUGGGUACAUCCCUAAGUGGUUCGCUACUUUGGCGCGCAAUGCAGCAUCACCUUUGGCAGCAACGCCAUUACCAGCGUGCUCUGGCGUUCCAAUACUGCAUGGGGAUGAUUGUUCUUCCGAAGCAGAAUACCUGAGGCCAGAGUGUGAUGAAUCUCCGUUCCCAUUGUACCCUAUUUCCUCUCCGGCGAGGUUGAGUCGCUCACGUAGUGCGCUUUUUGUGGGGCGCAUCUUUUUUUUCCUGACAAGUGCUGUUGAAAAUCGGUACCGCGCGGCUGUUGUAACAUGUGGCGGAAAGGUACAGCAAAUGGAAGAGGUUGUUUUUGCUGUGGCUGCACUGUGCGCUGAUAUGGAUGGGAGGUGGAUAACCAAUAAUCAGCAAGACGAUGCUCACUUGGAACUUGCGUCACUCAAAGGUGCCUGCUACUACGCUGUGCUUGAUCGUGACACGGAGUUGGCUUGGCAGAAUGGGGAUUCGCCAGCCCAGUCAGCCCUCCGGAACCUGUACAGUGAGGCUCAGCGUGUGGGAUCCAAAGUUACAUUGCUCGCAGAGCGUAGCUUGUUUCAGUCCCUUCUCACGAACCGCUUUACUGUUAUUGAGAUCGAUUUGCCCUCAUUCAAAGAAGGCCAUCGUGAUGGUCGGGAGAGCUCACGAGGUGGUGCGACGUUAAACGGAAGGAAAAACCCAUUGGGCGAAGCACCACUGGCAGCUGCAGAGGAUAUUUUUUCAUAUCAAAGCGCUCCGGAUCGUUGGAACGUUAGUGCGCUUUUGGAAGUUUUGAAAAAGAAGCAACCCGAAGAUACGUUGUACACCCCCCGGAGACGGAGGAGGAAUUUUUCGUCGGCUGGAAGGGCCUCCAUCUCUCCCCGUGGUGAGAACGACAUUUCUUCUGUUGUGUCUGACUGUGACUUGCUCUGCCAGCGGGUGCGGGAGUUGGUACGAAAAGAACAGCCCAAACUCCUCGAAAUUCAGGCAGCCUCACGGCGUAAUUUCUUUGUUGAUCCUGGUGUUUCGGCGCAAGUGCAGGAAUGCCGGACGAAGUGCCUACGAUACAUUGGCAAAGCGGAAGAUUUACUGUUGCAUGAUCUGAGAAACCCUUCUAUAAAGUCCGAUCUCGAGGGCUGUAUUAGUAAUUGUCGUGAGGUAUUGGGAGUUGUAAAGGCAAUUGUUGACAUUACCAGCUCUGGAGUGCAAGGUAAGCGGGAGAGCCGGAAUCGCAGCCGAUCUUCCACUAGUGGUGAGAAUCAUUCUCAGGUGACGGUGAGUUCGGCGUCAUCACGGAUGCAUACUUUAGGACAGGUUCCACCUUCCACCGCUGCUCCGGCAAGGACUGGAACUGGGAGCAGUGAGGUUGCCAGGGGAACGUCCCAGCGGUGCUCGCCGUUUCGUGAAGUACAAACUUCACCAAAGCUAACGGCCCCGUCAUUGGGUGUAGGAGGGACAAAGGGAGCCGCUAGGGGGCGUCCGGGUAAACGGCGGCACCGCCGGACCACCGCGCAAUCACCCAACGCAAAGCCUACAGAGACAGAGGUUGCUGCUGUGGAGCCCCCGGGUUUAUGUGUGGGAGCGUUGCGUUCCCCUGGCGGGUCUCCAGCACCUCGCGGCUCCACCCUCUCGCGAUCGACGGGCGAAAUCCACGAGCCGGGUGUUAUGAGAAGGGAAUUGCAAUCAAGUAAAGGAAUGCCUUCCACCUCGAGAUCACACACUGGGCUGGGCCCCAUAACCAAAGCUACUUCGGUGGACUCCCACUCGCAUGCGGUGGGACGAACUUCAUCAUCAUCGCUUUGGCCGAGUGCCCCGCGGAUAGUCUCGUCUCCGAGAGUCUCCCGUGUGGCGCAUCGUCCACAAAAAGUGAAGUAA
This is a messenger RNA of Trypanosoma brucei brucei TREU927, 2694 nucleotides long. RefSeq lists its product as hypothetical. The coding region runs from base 1 to 2694 and encodes 897 amino acids. NCBI's taxonomy places the organism in Eukaryota, Euglenozoa, Kinetoplastea, Trypanosomatida, Trypanosomatidae. The transcript has a single exon. Gene Ontology annotation, molecular function: protein binding. The record is from RefSeq and is a predicted model, not a curated record.